This is a messenger RNA of Miscanthus lutarioriparius, 171 nucleotides long. NCBI's taxonomy places the organism in Eukaryota, Viridiplantae, Streptophyta, Magnoliopsida, Poales, Poaceae. The record is from the annotation of a GenBank genome assembly.
AUGGCUUAUAUGACGGGCGUGAUGGGCUCUAUCAUCGGCAAGCUGGCCGCCUUGCUCGGCGAGAAGUACCAGCUCACCAGAGACGUGGAGCGCGGGAUCUGCUUCCUGAAAGACGAGCUGAGCACCAUGGACGCCGUGCUGCAAAGGCUCGCAGACAAGGAUGACGACUAG